UGAAGAUAAACCUCUUAUUGACGAUUUUUCUCAGCAGUGAAAUAUUACUCUUUUCCCCUCACUAACGUUCAUUCUCAAGAUGUCCAUUGUCGAUUAUUCAGUUGAAUACCCAUCCACCGAGCUCCAGGGCUUCUACGGAUGGACUGACACCCUACGAGGAAUACAAUAUGGCCCGGGAUCGGUUUCAACAGCUUUGCCCAAGUUCUUCAAACUUUUGGGAGUAUCCAAAGCUCUGGUCCUCACUGGAAAGAGUCUAUACGAGAAGACAGAUGUAGUGAAGAAAGUUGAAGGCUGUCUCCAAGCCAUCGACGCGUAUGGUGCAACCUUCCACCAGAUCGCUCAACAUUCGCCCAUUGCCGGAAUCAGAGAAGCAAGCAAGGUUUUUACUGACGCGGGCUGCGAUGUUAUUGUCUCAGUGGGAGGAGGAUCUCCAGUCGACGCUGCCAAGGCUAUUCUUUAUUAUUUGCAACAAGAGCGAGGUGGAGAGACGAUGCCCCAAAUUGCUAUCCCUACAACAUUGAGUGCGGCUGAAUACUCUAUCGGGGCUGGGUACACAGACGAUAGUGGAAAGAAGGUGGCUGUUAGCUCUCAGAAACUGGCGCCCGCAGCCAUUAUCCUUGACGCGGAGCUCACAUUGGCCACGCCCGAAAAUCUAUGGCUCUCUACUGGAAUUCGGGCCUUAGAUCACUGCGUAGAAAAUCUCUAUCGACCACUAAUCCCUCCUCCGCUGAAGGUAAUGGGACUCUCUGCUCUUGCAGACUUGUUCAAGUAUCUUCCCGAAUCCAAGGCCGAUCCAACGUCUGUGGAAAUUCGCCAAAAACUUCAGAUAGCAAGCUGGAUGAGUCUCUGGCCAUUGAAGCUUGAAAAGUACAGUGCGCUGGGAUUGUCUCAUUCGCUCGGACACAAACUUGGUGCAGCGUAUUCGAUUCCUCAUGGGAUCACAUCGUGCCUCACACUUGCCCCGGUCGUGGAGCUCAUGGCGGAAAUAGGCACGGAACAAGACAAGGAGUAUCUCGCCAAAGCACUUUUCUAUCUGCACAAACCGAGUACUGGUACAGUCGAAGGUGAUGUGCUAGAGUUGUCGGCGUCUAUCAAACAGCUCGUGGCUGAUCUGGGCCUAUCAACGACCCUCACCGAUUACAACGUUCCUCGGGAUGAUAUACCAACAAUUGCUCGAAAUACCCUGGGUACCGAAACACAUCCAGUGUUCCCUAAAGUUGUCAAAUUAUUGGAGGGCUUGUAUUGAAAGAAAUUACUUUUCGGAGUGUCUAAUUCGGAAUUCCGUGUAAGAAUAACGGCGGGUACCUAUCGUAACCUAUAUAAGCGAGGAUGCAGAAUGCCACGAUGUAUUAAGACGUGCGAUUUGAGAGCCAUUAGUCUAGACUUUCUCUUUGUCCUCCAAAACGCGGAGUCAACUUAUAUGGGGCCCUCCGGCA
Messenger RNA from Lentinula edodes (shiitake mushroom), 1436 nucleotides. RefSeq names its product alcohol dehydrogenase IV. Lineage: Eukaryota; Fungi; Basidiomycota; Agaricomycetes; Agaricales; Omphalotaceae. The record is from RefSeq and is a predicted model, not a curated record. The transcript has 8 exons. Gene Ontology annotation, molecular function: metal ion binding; alcohol dehydrogenase (NAD+) activity. Gene Ontology annotation, cellular component: mitochondrion. The coding region runs from base 80 to 1246 and encodes 388 amino acids.